ACCUUAACUACAGUACAGCCUAAAAUACUGUCUACAUACCUACGUCCCACCUAGCAGUUAUUAUAAUAUAGUUUAUAUUGCGUACUAUUUUAAUUAAGUGCGCACUUUUGUCAACAGUUAACGCACUUUUAUUUCGAAUCGAAACAACAAAUCGCGUCAACGAUGGAUUUUGAUUUCCCCAUUAAUGAUAUAGCGACUCAAGAGUUUCUAAAAAUAGAUGAUACUUUAACAGUACGUGGGCAUGAAGAAAAUGACGAGACAGACGCAGAAUUGCAAAAAAGAGUUAAAUUGAUAGUUGACUGUAUGGGCAAUGCAUCCGCUAAAGCUCAGAACUUAAAGUCUCCAGUAACAAGUGCAGAGAAGCUUGUCAACUCUAAUCAUAUGCUUUACGUGAUGACGGAACACCCGGAAGAAGGGCGUUUUGCUGUCGUUGGAAUAUUGAAAAUGGGAUUAAUAAAUUUGACGCUUUACGACAAAGAAGGUUCCUGUUCUGACGAAAUUGUUUAUUAUUUAUUAGAUUUCUACAUACAUGAAAAAAGACAGAGAAAGGGUUAUGGAAAACGUCUUCUUGAAUAUAUGUUUAUGGACACGGAUACGGAGGCUAAGCAUUUGGCUAUUGAAAAACCAACAAAGGUAUUUUUACAAUUUAUGUGGAAGCAUUACAACUUAUCUAAAUUGGUAAACCAAAAAAGCAACUUUGUGAUCUUUGAAGAAUUCUUCUGUGAUCCUGCUGAUGAGAGAAAGAAGAACAGUGAAAAAAGGGCCUUAGCAUACCAAAGUCAUCCAAAGUUUGGCCGGCAUGCAGCUCAUAAACAUCAUGACUCAAUGGGCGAAAUUGUUACAGAGAACGCCAGUGCUGCAAGCACGAAGUAUGAUUACUGCAAAAAUACUGACAUUGUAAAACAUCAAUUCAGUGAAGUCAAUCUACAUCCUGAUUGCCCGAGUUGUUUAAGAAUGAAUCAAGAUGGAGAGUCGGUAAAAACUGGCCUAAAAGGUCAUCAUGACAGUUUAUGGUAACCUGGCAGAUGUUACAAUAAAUAACUCAAAAUAUUUGAUACUAUUACCAUUGAGUACAUAUUUAAAAAACUAAUAUUUAAUACAAUCAUAAUUGGGCCAAAUUGUUUCUCUACUCAAUGCUAUUAGUAAAUAUACAACAAAAUUUACACAUUUAUUUUAGCUUCGAUGUGGAACUAAGAAGUUAUUGUACUUUAAUCUCAUAUUGUUUUUAUUAACUAUUCAAUGUAGGGGUAAAACAAUUUUUAUUAAUUAUUAUUUUUAAAUGCAUUUGGUGAAUUU
Molecule: messenger RNA, 1296 nt
Organism: Adelges cooleyi (spruce gall adelgid)
Lineage: Eukaryota; Metazoa; Arthropoda; Insecta; Hemiptera; Adelgidae
Product: alpha-tubulin N-acetyltransferase 1-like
Exons: 8
Coding region: 163-1017 (284 amino acids)
Biological process (GO): alpha-tubulin acetylation
Cellular component (GO): microtubule
Molecular function (GO): tubulin N-acetyltransferase activity
Source: RefSeq, a predicted model, not a curated record